Messenger RNA from Fraxinus pennsylvanica, 1866 nucleotides. The record is from the annotation of a GenBank genome assembly. Lineage: Eukaryota; Viridiplantae; Streptophyta; Magnoliopsida; Lamiales; Oleaceae.
AUGGUGAGUUUUUCUUCUUUAUCUUCCAUGGACUUCAAGAAACUCACAUUUUCAGAUCAGAUUCCGCCAUUUGCAUCAUCUUCAAGAAGAAAGGUAGUUUCAGGGUUUGGUUUAGGCAUCGUGUUAUCAUUUAUUGUUUUGACUAUUAUACUGUUUAGUAUCUCUUUCAAGACUCCAUUUUUGAGCCCAGUUUUUCAGGGUUUUAACAAUUUGGGUUCUCGGAAUAAUAGUGCUUUUCAUUUUUGGCACUUUCCUUCUUCCCCUGGCAUUGAUGUUAAAAAUAGUACCAGUAAUACUACAUUUGCUCAAGAAUUGCAACAUUCUGCGGUUAUCGAUGAAAUUCAUGAAGAAAAUAGUAAUAAAACUAGAAAUUAUGUGAAGUCUGAUGGGAAGGGUGUGGUUUUAGAGAAUGCCAAAGAGGGGAAUGUGUCUGAGAAGUUAAAAAAUGGAGGCUUUCUUGAUGGGGAAGGGAGCAUUCAAGUGGAAAUCAAUGUAAAAAACGGGAGUCUGAUUGAUAAAAAUGCGACCAAUAAUAAUGUUAAUGGGAAAGGAAUGGCAUUGGAAAAAACCUAUGUGGGGAAUUCCUCUGAGAGUGUAAAGAAUGCAAGUAUUCUUGUCAAGGAGAAUAUUGAGGGAAAAAAUGUCAGCGAGAAUUCGCUUGAAAAAUCAGUUGAUUAUAUACACUCUUCGAAAGAGCCAAAAACCGAAGCCCCUUUAGAUGCUAAUGUGGGUAAUCACAUGUAUAAGGGAGAUGAUUUGGGUUCAAGGAAUAAAGCAAAUGAGGGUAAUGAUGCAAAUAACAGUUCUUUUAAGAACUGCAACAUCUUUAAUGGUAGAUGGGUGAGAGAUGAUACAAAGCCAUAUUAUCCUCAAGGUUCCUGCCCGUAUAUUGACAGAGAUUUUGAUUGCCACCUUAAUCAGAGGCCGGAUGAUGGGUAUGUGAAAUGGAGAUGGCAGCCAUAUGGAUGUGAUAUCCCUAGCUUGAACGUAACUGAUUUCUUAGAGAGGCUCAGAGGGCAAAAACUAGUCUUUGUGGGAGAUUCAUUGAAUAGGAACAUGUGGGAGUCUCUUGUAUGCAUCCUCCGUCAUGGCGUAAAAGACAAAAGACGAGUCUUCGAGAUAUCGGGGAGGAGAGAAUUCAAAAAGAAAGGAUUCUAUGCAUUCAGAUUUGAGGACUAUAACUGUACUGUAGACUUUGUUAGUUCUCCAUUUCUUGUCAGAGAAUCAUCUUUCAAUGGUAAAAAUGGUUCUUUUGGUACCCUAAGAUUGGAUUUGAUGGAUGAGACAACUUCAAUGUAUCAUGAUGCCGAUGUGAUGAUAUUCAAUACCGGACACUGGUGGACUCAUGAAAAAACGUCCAGAGGGGAAGGCUAUUACCAGGAAGGUAAAUAUGUCCACCCAAGACUCAAAGUCUUAGAAGCUUACAAGAGGGCACUUACCACUUGGUCUAGAUGGGUUGAUAAGAACGUUGAUCGAAGCAAAACCCAGGUUAUCUUUAGAGGAUAUUCAGUCACACAUUUCAGGGGCGGGCCAUGGAACUUGGGAGGGCAAUGUCACAAGGAAACUGAACCGAUAUUCAAUCAAACCCAUUUAGCAAAGUACCCUUCGAAAAUGAAAGCCCUGGAGCACGUACUUGAAGGUAUGCAAACUCCCGUGAUAUAUUUGAACAUAAGUAGGCUUACGGACUAUAGAAAGGAUGGCCAUCCUUCAGUUUACAGACCCGACUACCAAACAACACAACAACAAAUAGCCAAUGUGCACGCGCAGGAUUGCAGCCACUGGUGCCUGCCCGGAGUACCAGACACUUGGAACGAGUUGCUGUAUGUAUCUCUUUUAAGGAGUGGAAGAGGAUCUUGGAGAAGUUGA